This is a messenger RNA of Penicillium lagena, 792 nucleotides long. RefSeq names its product electron transfer flavoprotein subunit beta/FixA family protein. Bases 1 to 792 code for a protein of 263 amino acids. Gene Ontology annotation, cellular component: cytosol. Gene Ontology annotation, molecular function: electron transfer activity. NCBI's taxonomy places the organism in Eukaryota, Fungi, Ascomycota, Eurotiomycetes, Eurotiales, Aspergillaceae. The transcript is spliced from 3 exons. The record is from RefSeq and is a predicted model, not a curated record.
AUGGCCAGUAAAGGUUUACGGAUAUUGGUGCCCGUCAAGCGGGUCAUCGACUACGCGAUCAAGCCCCGAAUCAACAAAGCCCAAACGGGGGUCGAAACCGCCGGGGUCAAGCACUCCCUGAACCCAUUCGACGAGCUCUCCAUCGAAGAAGCCGUCCGGCUGCGCGAGCGCAAGGGCCCCCUGAAAGUCGAGUCGAUCCUGGCUCUAUCAGCCGGCGGCCCCAAAUGCGCCGACACGCUGCGCACAGCGAUGGCCAUGGGCGCUGACAAGGCGUUCCACAUCGACGUCCCCGAGGGAUCGGGCGACGGCGGGCCCGAGCCGCUCACGAUCGCCAAGCUACUGCGCAGCGUCGUCGAGAAAGAGGACAUUAACAUGGUUCUGCUGGGGAAGCAGGCUAUCGAUGGCGACCAGGGUCAGACGGGCCAGAUGCUUGCCGGGCUGUUGGGCUGGCCGCAGGCUACGCAGGCGAGUAAGGUUGAGGUUAAGGAUGAGGCUGGGACGGUGGAGAUUACCCAUGAGGUUGAUGGAGGUGUUGAGACGCUGCGGACGAAGUUGCCGAUGGUUAUCACGACGGAUCUGCGUCUGAAUGAGCCACGGUAUGCUAGUCUGCCGAAUAUUAUGAAGGCGAAGAAGAAGCCGCUUGAGAAGAAGACGCUUGCCGACUUUGGGGUUGAGGAUACCCGGCGGUUGAAGACGCUGAAGGUUACCGAACCCCCACCACGCACGGGCGGCGGCAAGGUCGAGGAUGUCGAUGGUCUGGUGUCCAAGCUGAAAGAACUGGGUGCGCUGUAG